Tympanuchus pallidicinctus (lesser prairie-chicken) is the source of this 1505-nucleotide messenger RNA. Its product is annotated as mesoderm posterior protein 2-like. Bases 452 to 1423 code for a protein of 323 amino acids. Gene Ontology annotation, molecular function: DNA-binding transcription factor activity, RNA polymerase II-specific; protein dimerization activity; RNA polymerase II cis-regulatory region sequence-specific DNA binding. Gene Ontology annotation, cellular component: nucleus. The transcript is spliced from 2 exons. Gene Ontology annotation, biological process: mesoderm formation; heart morphogenesis; somite rostral/caudal axis specification. Lineage: Eukaryota; Metazoa; Chordata; Aves; Galliformes; Phasianidae. The record is from RefSeq and is a predicted model, not a curated record.
AUAACACAAAGUCAGGGACACUGAAGCAGCAUGGCUGGAUGCAGAGACACUCAGGACCCCCAUCUCUCAGCCACGCAAGAGGCAGAGUGGUGCGGGGAUGCCAGGGAUGCUGGCAAUGGAAGGUCAAGGCCUCGCUGCCCCAUAGUGCCGUGCCGCAGUGCGGGUGCUGGCAGGGCUGGUCGGCACGUUAGCAUCUCUCACGACCGUGUGAAUUGGUCCUUGCACACUUCCCAGCACUGGGCAGUGACAAUUAAGGGCUGCAGGAGUCAGAACUGACACCUCCGCAAAUGGGUCCGGCUUUCCCAGGCUCCCGGUCCAGUCCCAGCCCACACCAUGUAGGUUUUGACACCUCCAGGUGGCCACAGAAUUGCCACCUCACACCUUGGGCCCACAUAAAGCCAGGGCUGCCCAAGGACCCCCAGACGUGCGCAGCCCCAGAGCGGAGCCCGCCAUGGCCGGGUCCCCACUGCCACCCCGCAGCCUCCAGACCCCAACAGCCACCACCCCGACACCAACCGGGGAGCUCUGCAGACCCAGCGGCGGGUCCGGGCUGCGGCGGUGCGGGGGUCCGGCGGGCAGGAGGGGAUCAGGGGCGGCCGGGGGCUCACGGCAGAGCGCCAGCGAGAGGGAGAAGCUGCGGAUGCGGCGGCUGGCGCAGGCCAUGCACCGGCUGCGGCACUACCUGCCACCCGCGCUGGCGCCCGCCGGGCAGAGCCUCACCAAGAUCGAGACCCUGCGCCUCGCCACGCGCUACAUCGCCCACCUCUCGGCGCUGCUGGGCCUCAGUGAGGAGGUGCUGCUACUGCGCCGCGGGGCGGCCGCCCGCCGCUGCCCGCUCUGCCCCGGGGGCCUGGGCUGCUGCCAGCCCCCGCAGCCCCGGCCGCGCUCCCCAGCCCCGCAGGAGAAUUCGCCCCCCGGCUCGGAGGGUUGGGGGACCCCCCCAGAGCUGCGCGGGGCUCUGGAUGCGGGGACGGGGACCUGGGGGUCGCUCUCCAACGGCCCCGUGUUGGAGACCCGUCCGCAGCUGCACGUGGUUCCUGACGUGGGGAUGGGGCUCUGGUCACCACCGUCCUACAGCCCCACCGCGGGGACCCCCCCGGAGCUGCACGGGACGCCGGGCUUUAUGUCACAGCCCUCACCAUCACCGCUGUGCAGCAUCAGAGCAGCGACCCUGAUGGAGCCCCCGCGGAGAUGCGCAGCAACCACAGGCACCAGGACAGGUCCCUCCUGCUGCACGGAGCCCGCAGCCCCCUCCCUGUAUCCUGGGAUGAGAGCAAAGGCCAUGGGACCUUCAGGACUCCACACAUGCGGCUCUCAGAUCGGCAGCCCCCUGGACCAGGACCUGUUCAUCUCCUCCGACGUCCACGGGACCCCUGUCCUGCCCGGCUGCAGCCCCGCACGGUGCUGGGGGUGGUGGAGCUGAUGACAGCUGAUGACACAGCAUGGGGACAGUGCCAAGGGGCACUGCGGGACACUGGGAGAGGCUCCUCAUUAAAGCUGCUGUG